Messenger RNA from Nicotiana tabacum (common tobacco), 474 nucleotides. RefSeq names its product agamous-like MADS-box protein AGL28. NCBI's taxonomy places the organism in Eukaryota, Viridiplantae, Streptophyta, Magnoliopsida, Solanales, Solanaceae. Gene Ontology annotation, molecular function: DNA binding; protein dimerization activity. The record is from RefSeq and is a predicted model, not a curated record.
AUGGAGGGUAAGAAGACCGAAGGGAAACAAAAAAUUCCCAUGAUGAAAAUAGAAAAUGAAAGCGAUCGUUAUGCCUCAUUUUCUAAACGUCGUUCUACCUUAUAUGAUAAAGCUAGUGAACUGGUUGGAGAGUGCGAUGUUGAUAUAGGUAUAAUUCUUUUCUCCCCAGCGAAUAAGCCUCAUUCAUUUUUUCAUCCAACUGCUGAAGCCGUUCUUGAUCGUUUUAAGAAUCCUGUUUUCACUAUGUUGAAUUUGUCAAAACUUGAAUUUAUGGCACUUGACAUCUCUGGAAAUAAUUAUUUGCCAUGGUUACUUGAUGCUGAAAUUCACCUUGGUGCUAAAGGUCUUGGUGACACUAUUAAAGAAGGAAAUGAAGCAUUAAGUCAGGAUAACGCGAAAGCCAUGAUUUUCCUUGGCCAUCAUCUCGAUGAAAGGUUAAAAAGUGAAUAUUUAACCUUGAAAGAUCCAUUUUAA